AUGAUUGGCGGCUCCACUUUCCACUUAUUUUUGGCAUUUCUUCUCCUAAAAUAUUCAGAAAAUGAUCUCCAAGCUCAACAGCAGCGAUAUCUCGAACUCGUCAAGCAACAAUUGCAGACAUAUCCAGAGUUGGUAGAGCAACAGCUUCGUGGCAUGUCAAAGCGACGUGAAGAAAUGCAACAACAGGCGGAUGCAGCGCUGACGGCAGCAGGUCAAGCAUUGAUCCUUGAACAAUCAGCCAGAGCGGCUGUUCAAGCAAAUUGUCAGCGACAAGCCCAACACACACUUCAACAACAACAAAUUGCACAGCAACAGUUAUUGUUGUCUGGAAGCGUUGGACCGAUGAGAAACAAUUCGAUUCAAACGAUGCAAGUUGCGCAACAGCAACAACAAGUUGCGGCUGCUCAACAACAGCAACAUCAAGGGAUAUUCUCACCAGAAAUGAAUGCCUUCAUCCGCAACGGACGCUUCUCUCGGGAUUCCCUCGCGCGUGCUCUUGGUUGUGACAAUGCUGUUCGAGUCAACUUCGAUAGAAAGGGGUACACGGCUUUUUGUUAUGUCCUCAUCGACCCUCGUGUAUCUGGCGUUAAAAUUGAAGCGUUGACAUUCGAAACAUUCGUUAAAUCAGUAUUUUACAUUGGGAAGGGCACCAACAGUCGACCACUACAGCAUUUCAUCGACGCCCGAAAUGCGAUGGACAAAGCAACGAACGAUCAGAAUCUGAACAAGAAACUUCAAACGAUUGUUGAUAUCUGGUCAAGUGGGCACGGAAUUCCGAAGAUUCAAUUCUCUCACGGAGUGUCAGAUAAGGCUGCACUGAUUAAGGAAGCAUGUAUGAUUGAUGCCGUUCAAGUGAAAAACUUGACGAAUUUGAAGCGCGGUGAAUACCACGAGUGCGCGAAGACGUGGGAUUUGACCGCUAAAUCCCAAUAUGGAGUAUGGCUGCUGGACAAGUAA
Messenger RNA from Caenorhabditis remanei, 957 nucleotides. RefSeq lists its product as uncharacterized. The coding region runs from base 1 to 957 and encodes 318 amino acids. Gene Ontology annotation, molecular function: endonuclease activity. The record is from RefSeq and is a predicted model, not a curated record. The transcript is spliced from 6 exons. NCBI's taxonomy places the organism in Eukaryota, Metazoa, Nematoda, Chromadorea, Rhabditida, Rhabditidae.